Messenger RNA from Branchiostoma floridae (Florida lancelet), 1796 nucleotides. RefSeq names its product gastrula zinc finger protein XlCGF8.2DB-like. Lineage: Eukaryota; Metazoa; Chordata; Leptocardii; Amphioxiformes; Branchiostomatidae. Gene Ontology annotation, biological process: regulation of transcription by RNA polymerase II. Bases 3 to 1001 code for a protein of 332 amino acids. The transcript has 2 exons. The record is from RefSeq and is a predicted model, not a curated record. Gene Ontology annotation, molecular function: DNA-binding transcription factor activity, RNA polymerase II-specific; RNA polymerase II transcription regulatory region sequence-specific DNA binding. Gene Ontology annotation, cellular component: nucleus.
ACAUGGCAGAGGCGGGUAAUGGGUCUCCUACUGAUGUUCCCCAGAACUUCGGUGAUGGGUCUCCUACUGGAGUUGUAUGCAGCAGGGAUGCAAGCAAAGGCAAAGAGCAACCAACAUCGAGCAAAACAAGUUUGGUCAGUCAACCGGAAGCAAACACUGGUGACAAGCCCUACAUGUGUGGGGAGUGUGGGUACAUGACAGCUAAGAAGUGUCAUUUAGCCGAUCAUAUGAGAACUCAUACUGGUGAAAAGCCCUACAGGUGUGACCAGUGUGACUAUUCUGCUGUAGCAAAAUCUACCUUGAACAGGCAUCUAGCAAAGCACACUGGUAACAAACCCUACAUGUGUGGGGAGUGUGGACACAGAGCAACUCAGAAAUCUGAUUUAUCCAUACACAUGAGAACCCAUACCGGUGAAAAACCCUACAAGUGUGACCAGUGUGACUAUUCUGCUGCUCACAAAAAAAGUUUCGACCAACAUGUGGCCAGACACACUGGUGAAAAGCCCUACAUGUGUGGGGAGUGUGGGUACAGGACGACUUACAAACCUACCUUAUCCAGACAUAUGAGAACUCACACGGGUGAAAAACCCUACAAGUGUGGCCAGUGUGGCUAUUCUGCUGCACUAAAAUCCAAUUUGGACCAACAUCUAGCAAAGCACACUGGAGAAAAGCCCUAUAUGUGUGGGGAGUGUGGGUACAGAGCAACUCAAAAGUGUCACUUAUCCAAUCAUAUGAGAACCCAUACCGGUGAAAAACCCUACAAGUGUAACCAGUGUGACUAUUCUGCUGCACAGAAGUCUACCUUGAACCAGCAUUUAGCCAGACACACUGGUGAUAAGCCCUACAUGUGUGGGGAGUGCGGGUACAGGACGACUCACAAGUCUAACUUAGCGCAGCAUAUGAGAACGCACACAGGUGAAAAACCCUACAAGUGUGACGAGUGUGACUAUUCUGCUGCAGUAAAAUCUGCAUUGAACAAACAUUGUAAAACACACCGCUGAAGAACACGUGUGAGGCAUGUGAUUUCGGGACAUCUUAAGGACACUCCUUUAUCUGGACUGAUAGCGUACGAGUUUUUUUAUGUUAUCUAGCUGAGCUAAAAAGUCUGCAACAUAGGUCAUCUGCUAGUAGCAGAUAUAUUAUGCUGUAUAUGCAGCAUUCAACAUGCAUGUAAGAAGAACACUCAAUGUGCGUGUUUUAUUUCAAUAUUUGAGAAUAAGCCAUCGCACAGUUACGAGCGUGCACACGCUGUGGUGAUGUCACGUAUUUUCAAAGUUCCAAUUAACCCUUUCUUCCUUCUAUCAAGGCGUACGCCUUCAGCGUUUUGAAGCCUCUGUAACCUUUAGUUGUGUGGAGUUUCCUGAGAAAGGCGGUUAUGCCGACAGACACUUGAGUCAGAUUUGAGUCUUGAAGAUAUCCAGGUGGAAGAUAAGGCGCCCUCCGCGGUAAAGUCUAUCCAGUCUUUGAUAGUACGCGGGGAAAAUGGUCUCUGUCGAUACAGUAUACUACUUUUAGUGGCUUGGUAUGCAGCCAGUGCCUAUGGCGGGAACACCGGGAUGAUUGACUAAGUUAGGUGCCUUGUCAUGUGAAGUAAGCUUUUGUGGCAUAAAAUGUAGUUUUAGUGACUGCCUUGGCUGAUAUUUAAGAGUAUAACUGAAUAGAGAACAUAAGGGAGUUAAAUUAGAGUACAAAUUCUAGCGAAGUUAGCCUCUUUGACAUAAAGUGUUGUUUAGGUGACUCAUGGCUGAUAUUUAAGAACACAACUGAUUAAUGAACAUAAUAAAGUUUGAUAAAAG